AUGACCUCGAUUCCAUGCUGCACCAGAGCGCCUGCUAUCCUCGCUCUGCUGGCUGUCAUGGUGGCGGUGACUGGUCAGACAGUCGUGGCUGCUGACCUCGCUUCUGAAGCUGCAGAGCUGGACGCGCUCUUUGACGCUCUCUCGGGAUCGAUGUGGACGAACAACGGCGGGUGGGAGGCGAGGGCCGGGUCGGCGGGUACGCCGGACGCCGUCUGCUCGUACUACGGCAUCACAUGCUCCAACACCUCGACCUCGGACGGGCUCACCCACGUCAUCGCCAUCACCCUCUCGGGCAACGCCAUGGCUGGCACGCUCCCGCCCAUUGCGUGGGACUUUCCUGAGCUCGUCACCCUCGACCUGACCGGCAACGUUCUUUCGGGCACGCUGCCGGCGGCGUGGGGCAAGAUGUCCAAGCUCGAGCUGCUGCUGCUGGGUGGCAAGGCGGUGCCGUCCGAGUUCCUGCUCUCGUUCCUCUCGCCGGCCGUGCUCUACUUUUACACCCUUGGCUCGCUCGUUGGCUCCGAGCUCGAGGGCACGCUCCCACCCGAGUGGGGCGCGCUGAGCAAUCUUCGUAUCCUUGCGCUCAACACGGGAGCACGGACAACGGGCGGUUUUGCAGGCAGUGACAUUCCACCCGAGUGGGCAGGCAUGACCUCGCUCCGCUAUCUCACCUUUGACUCGUCGGGCCUGGGCAACGGCGGCCCACUGCCGGCGCACACUCUCGCUGCCAUGUCCUCGCUCGAGUACUUUGGCUGCAGCUACUGCGACUACUCGUCGAUCCCCGAAGCCAUCACCUCCGCGCCCAAGCUCCACUCGCUCUACCUGAACUACAUGCCUAUCAACGGACCACUGCCGGCUUUCAUUCCGCGCUGGUCCGCGCUCCGCGCUCUUAUCGUUGGCGCCGUGGGGCUGACUGGCCCGCUGCCCACCGACUGGUCCGCCCUCACCAACGUCCGCAUCAUCGUUCUCGCCGAGAACGCCAACCUCGUCGGAACUCUUGCCCCGUUUGCACCGCUUCCCGCGCUCGAGGUCCUCAUGACGUACAAGAGCGGCAUCACCGGCACGCUUCCGAUCUUCACUUCGCCUGACGUGUACUUUCUUGUCAUUUCGGGCCAGAGCCUCUCCGGAUCGAUUCCGCCGCAGUGGGGCGAGAUGACCAAGAUGCAGCAGCUGUGGAUGGGCGAGAACGCCAUCGAGGGCACGCUUCCGGCCUCGCUCGCCAACUGGACCUCGCUCAAGCUCAUCGACGUCCGCAACAACCGUCUCACCGGCACCGUUCCAGUCGCCUUUGGCACCGCCUGGUCGCAGGUCGGCCGUUUUGAGCUUGCCCACAACAGCUUUACCGGCACGCUGCCGCCCGGCUUUGCAUCCGUCACUCAUGUCGACAUUUCCGGCAACGCCUUUCCGGCCCGCUCGACGUCAUACAACCUCUUUGACUCGGUGCCUGAGAAUUGCAACAUCUCGGCCAUCACUAUCGACUUGUCAGGCAAUAACCUGCAAGGCAUGCUCCCGGCAGGCAUCGGCAACAUCAAGGGGCUGCAGCACCUCUCGCUAGCAGGCAACAAGCUGACCUCGUCGUUUGUGCCGUUGUCGUGGGCCAAGCUCUCGCCCUCGCUCGUCAACAUCGAUCUCUCGCGCAACCAGAUCAGCGGCGACGUGACCAACAUGCUUGCCACCUUUCGUGACUUUGCCCGCCUGCAGCGGGUCGACAUCUCGCACAACCAGCUUGUCGGCACCAUGCGCGGCAACCUAUUUGUCGAGGUCUUCCCUGCGCCGCGCAACUUUUUCCAGACCCUCGUCCUCAUGUACGUCAACAACAAUCAGAUCACUGGCAAUGUCCCUCCCUGGUUUGACACCGUGCCCACCAUUCUCGAGUUUGACGGCUCGGCCAACAACUUUACCGGCUCGGUCGACACUCUCACCGAAUCAGUCCAGUCUGCCAAGUUUGCCGACAACCCGGAGCUUGGCGAGCAGGACCGCAUCUCGCUUCCAAGCUCCAUUGUUCCGAUCGAGCCUUUUGUUCAGCUCUCGGCCGACCAGCCAUUCUCGUGUCCCUCGUUCAUCGAUGUCCGUCGCUCGCGCUCCAGCGUUGUCCUCGACCCGCGGUACUACGGGUACCAGCUGUGCAAGUGCGAUCCAGGCUACUUUGGCGAGGCCGGCCAGUGCCGCUCUUGCGCUCCAUUUGGCGAUGCCGUUCGCUGCGAGGGUGGCCGCAUUGAUCUCGCCGACUUGAGCGAUGGCUCCAACACGCUCGGCAUCGACCUCUCGUCCUCUGCCACCGCAGCUGCAGCUUCGCAUCCGGCCGGCUUUGUUUCGGCCGCCGAGGCCGAUGUCGUCCCCAGUGGUCCCAAUUGGGGCGGGGCCGUCCCGCACCGCGCCAACCUCACCAUCCAGCCCAACUACUAUGUCGCCGGCUACAAGGACGACGGAACGCCGCUCAUCGACGAGUGCUACCUCAUCGGCAUCGACGAGUCGAGCUGCAAUCCCGAGGCCAAGGAUCCGUUCGAGUGUCGCAACGGCUACCGCGACCGCCUCUGCUCGCGGUGUGAGAAGGACUACUACCUGCAGGGCCGCCGGUGCGAGGCGUGUCCAACGGCGACGCCCAUCGUCCUUGCCGCCCUCUACGGCGCGGUCUUCCUUGUGUGGUACGGCAUGAAUCAGACUAACAAGAAGUCCGUCUUCUACGCGCCGCUCAUCAAGUCGCUGUUUGUCUUUCUGCAAACCUCGGCCAUCCUUUUCUCAGGCUCGUCAGCCUUUGUGUGGCCGUCGUCGGUGACGACGGCCUUUGACUCGGUCUUUUCGUGGACCUCGUUCUCGUUCCCUAUGCUGGCGUGCCUCUCCAACUCGAACUCCAAGUGGGAGCUCUCGUUCUUUGUCUCGCUCUUUGCGGUGCCUGCGCUGUUUUUCAUCCCGGCCAUUGGCUACGCCAUCUUUGCCGGCCUCUCGGCGGUGGUCGACGGCGGCCUGUUUGGCCGGAGCGAGCGCGACUGGCGGUUCGGCGCCAUCCGGACCGGCCUGGCGGUGCUCAACCUCGGCUACAUGCCGAUCACGGUGAACAUGCUGGUGGCGCUGCCGUGCCGGACGUCGUCGGACGGUAACUACUACCUCUGGGCUGCGCCGUGGAUCGAGUGCUCACGGUCAAACUCGGACUGGCUGGUCAUUGUGGUGACCGGAACGAUCAUGACCAUCUUGUAUGGGCUCGGCAUUCCGUUUGCCUUCUCGCUUCUCCUCCGCUGGCGGCGGCGGUAUCUGCGGUCGCUGCCGCCGGGCAUGGGCGAGGCCGAUGGGCACUGGUUCCAGUUCUUCUACGCGCCGUACCUCGAGCGGUCGUUCUGGUUCGAGCUGGUCAUUAUGGCGCGGCGGCUGCUGGUGGCCAUCAUUGCGGUGAUGCCUGCGACCAACCCGCUGGUACCGUUUGCCUUCUUUACGGUCCUCAUGGGCGCGCUUGUGGUCCAGUUCACGGUCAAGCCGUUUGUCCACAACAUCAUCAACUGGCUGGAGAUCCUGACGCUUGUGCAGCUCAUGCUCACCUUUUCUGUGGGCCAGGUCUUCUCGUCGGACGUGUACACUACGGAUCUGAGCUUUACGGCAACGAUUCUGGAAGUGCUCGUCAUCCUCACCAACGUCUUUGUCGUUGCUGCGUUCUUGGUGGUGCUCCUGUGGCGGCUUGUGAUGACGCGGCGGCGUGGUCCCAAGACGUUUGCAGUUUCGAUGUCGUCGUCGGAUGAGACAGGCGCUCACGUGAGCGUGGCGUCGUCGAGGAGCGGGCGGUUCAAGAUGCACGACGUGCCGCAGGCUCAGCCGCUCAUGACGGCACCGCUGGUGGGCGGCUCGGGCGUCGAGCUCCCGCUCAUCUCGCGGGCAACCGACCGGCCGACGACGACAGUGGCCGUGGGGCGGCGGCCGCCGUCUGCGCGCGACACGCCGUCGGUGUGGUCGUCGAACCCGACCGUGGUAACAACGAUCGGUCAGGGCAACGACAUGAACCGGCCAGAGACGGCAGGCAGCUCAUCCUCUGACUGGUCAACCUUUGACGGCGUCAGCUCGAUGCUAGACUCGGACAAGUCGAGUGCCGAGGACCAUGCAGCGACCUCGCCUGCACUCCCGGGCUCGGCGCGCCGCAUGGCCACCAAGUUUGAGGACUCGGUGGGCACCGUGCCGCGGCUGACCAGUUCUGUGUCGACGGCGCCUGCCAGGGCGCAGCAGCCGACGCCGCUGCUGCCGAUGUUCUGAACAUU
Thecamonas trahens ATCC 50062 is the source of this 4238-nucleotide messenger RNA. RefSeq names its product Hcr2-0B. The coding region runs from base 1 to 4233 and encodes 1410 amino acids. Lineage: Eukaryota; Apusomonadida; Apusomonadidae. The record is from RefSeq and is a predicted model, not a curated record. The transcript is spliced from 2 exons.